Molecule: messenger RNA, 3768 nt
Organism: Acanthisitta chloris (rifleman)
Lineage: Eukaryota; Metazoa; Chordata; Aves; Passeriformes; Acanthisittidae
Gene: EIF4G1
Product: eukaryotic translation initiation factor 4 gamma, 1
Exons: 24
Coding region: 133-3360 (1075 amino acids)
Cellular component (GO): eukaryotic translation initiation factor 4F complex
Molecular function (GO): mRNA binding; protein binding; translation initiation factor activity
Source: RefSeq, a predicted model, not a curated record
GAGGAGGAGGAGGAAGAGAGCGAAGGCCCUGGCGAGGCCCAGGAACGAAGCUUGAGCCCAGCCCCUGCCCCUUCGCAGACCUCGGAGGCGACCGCACAAGUCGCCGUGUCGGUGCCAAAGAAGAAGCGAAGGAUGAAGGAGCUGAACAAGAAGGAGGCAGUGGGCGAUUUGCUGGAUGCCUUUAAAGAGUCUCAGACUGGUGACAGUGCCUCAGAGGCGGAGAACAAGCCCCCCACAUCCACCCCUGCCAGUGAAGCAGAGGAUGCGGCUCCUGCCCGUCCACAGGAAGAGUCGGAGGAGACGUGGGAGGAGAAGGAGGACAAGCUGGCCCCAGAGAAGGGCAAGGCUGGUGACCAGAAGUAUCGCUACAAGGAAGAGCAAUGGAAGCCACUGAACCCUGAGGAGAAGAAGCGAUACGACCGUGAGUUCCUGCUGGGCUUCCAGUUCAUCUUUGCCAGCAUGCAGAAACCUGAGGGACUGCCCCAGAUCACAGAUGUGGUGCUGGACAAGCCCUGUGUACCUUCGCAGGCCAACAAGACCCCACUGCGGGCACUUGACCCCAUCCGCCUCAGCGGCAUGAACUGCAGCCCUGACUUCACCCCCUCCUUUGCCAACCUUGGCCGGCCUGUCAUGGGCAGCCGGGGCCUGCCCUCAGGGUUGGGUCCCCGUCGCGCCCAGCAGAGCCAGAGGAAGGAACCCCGCAAAAUCAUUGCUACCGUGACCCUCAAUGAGGAUGUCAAGCUGAACAAGGCUGAGAAGGCCUGGAAACCCAGCAGCAAACGUGCUUCCGAGGAGGAGGAUCCUGAGAACAUCAAGACGCAGGAACUGCUCCGCCGUGUCCGCAGCAUCCUCAACAAGCUGACACCCCAGAUGUUCCAGCAACUGAUGAAGCAGGUGAUGGAGUUGUCCAUCGACACGGAGGAGCGGCUCAAGGGUGUCAUCGACCUCGUCUUCGAGAAGGCCAUCUCGGAGCCAAACUUCUCUGUUGCCUAUGCUAACAUGUGCCGUUGCCUUAUGGGGCUUAAAGUGCCCACAACAGACAAGCCCACAGUGACUGUGAACUUCCGCAAGCUGCUGCUCAACCGCUGCCAGAAAGAGUUUGAGAAGGACAAGGACGAUGAUGAGAUCUUUGAGAAGCGGCAAAAGGAGAUGGACGAUGCCAGUGCUCCCGAGGAGAAGGCACGCAUGAAGGACGAGCUGGAGGAGGCGCGGGACAAAGCCCGACGUCGAUCCCUGGGCAACAUCAAGUUCAUUGGAGAGCUCUUUAAACUGAAGAUGUUGACAGAGGCCAUCAUGCAUGAUUGCGUAGUGAAGCUGCUCAAAAACCACGAUGAGGAGUCUCUUGAGUGCCUUUGCCGCCUGCUUACAACCAUUGGCAAGGACUUGGACUUUGAGAAAGCCAAGCCCAGAAUGGACCAGUACUUCAAUCAGAUGGAGAAGAUCAUCAAAGAGAAGAAAACAUCAUCCCGAAUCCGUUUCAUGCUGCAGGAUGUGAUUGACCUCAGACGGAAUAGCUGGGUGCCGCGGCGAGGAGACCAGGGCCCCAAAACCAUCGAUCAGAUCCACAAGGAAGCAGAGAUGGAGGAGCAUCGGGAACACAUCAAAGUGCAGCAGCUCAUGUCAAAGGACAAGAGGAGAGGACCUCCCGGGCCAUCCUCCGGUGGGCGCAGUAGUCUGGUUGCAGACGAUGGCUGGAACACGGUGCCCAUCAGCAAGGGCAACCGGCCCAUCGACACCAGCCGGCUAACGAAGAUCACCAAGCCUGGAUCCAUUGACUCCAACAACCAGCUCUUUGCGCCAGGUGGGCGGCUGAGCUGGGGCAAAGGCAGCAGCGGAGGGUCUGGUGCAAAGCCCACGGAUUCAGCAUCUGAUUCAGGGCGACCAGCCACGAGCACCUUGAACCGCUUCUCAGCGCUCCAGCAGUCGACACCUGCUGAGAGCCCAGAGCCUCGCCGUGUGGUGCAGAGGAGCAGCUCCAGCCGUGACAGGUCAGAGAAGGCUGGGGACAGAGGGGACCGGGAGUCACGUUCGGAGAAGGGCGGUGACCGUUUGGAACGUCCUGACCGGGGGGAGCGGGCAGACAGGAACAGGUCUGCCCUCACCAAGAGGAGCUUCAGCAAAGAGACAGAAGACAGGAGCCGAGAACGGGAGAAGCAGGGCGCCCCUGAGGCCGUGCGCAAGGCUGCUAGCAUGACAGAGGAAAGGGACCGGAGCCGAGAGACCAUUAAACAAGAGCCAGCACCUCCUGCAACAUCCACCAAGCCUGCACUGUCAGAAGAGGAGCUGGAGAAGAAGUCCAAGGCGAUCAUAGAGGAAUACCUGCACAUCAAUGACAUGAAGGAAGCCCUGCAGUGUGUGCAGGAGCUGGGCAGCCCCUCUUCGCUCUACAUCUUCGUGCAGAAUGGCAUCGAGUCCACGCUGGAGCGGAGCACUAUCUCCCGUGAGCACAUGGGGGCCUUGCUCUGCCAGCUGGUUAAGGCGGGCACACUCUCCAAGGAGCAGUACUACAAAGGGCUGCGGGAGAUCUUGGAGAUCGCAGAGGACAUGGAGAUUGACAUCCCGCACAUCUGGCUGUACCUGGCUGAGCUCAUCACCCCCAUCCUGCAAGAGGAAGGCAUUCCCAUGGAGGAAUUGUUCAGGGAGAUCACGAAGCCCCUGGUGCCCAUUGGGAAGGCCACCACGCUGCUGGUUGAGGUGCUGGGCUUGUUGUGCAAGGGCAUGAGCCAGAAGACCGCAGGCAAGCUGUGGCGGGAUGGGGGCCUGAGCUGGAAGGAAUUCCUGCCUGAGGACCAGGAUGUCAACAAAUUUGUUACAGAGCAGAAAUUGGAGUACACGAUGGGGGAUAGCUCGGACACGCCGAGCCGCAAGGAGCUGACCUCGGAGGAGCUGUGCAGGCAAAUGGACAAACUGCUGAAGGAGAACCCGAACAACCAAAGAAUACAUGACUGGAUUGAGGCCAACCUGAGUGAGCAGCAGGUCUCGUCCAACACGUUUAUCAGGGCCCUGAUGACGUCUGUGUGCCACUCGGCCAUUGUCUUCGAGAACCCAUACCGUGUGGACGCCAUGGUCAUCCGCAACCAAGCCAAGCUGCUGCAGAAGUACCUGAGGGAUGAACAGAAGGAGCUCCAGGCACUCUAUGCCCUUCAAGCCUUGGUGGUGAAGUUGGACCAGCCUCCCAACCUGUUGCGGAUGUUCUUUGAUGCCCUGUACGAUGAGGACGUCAUCAAGGAGGAGGCUUUCUACAAAUGGGAGUCCAGCAAGGACCCAGCUGAGCAGCAGGGCAAAGGGGUAGCUCUCAAAUCGGUGACAGCCUUUUUCACCUGGCUCCGGGAAGCUGAGGAUGAAUCAGACAACAACUGAGCAGCAGCUGUGAGGAGGAAGAGGGGGAGAGAGAGUGGGGCACCCUGGGGACUGACUCCAUCCCCUCCCACCCCCAGCCCCCUUGGACUUGCUGAUGCCCGGGCUGAGGGACUUGCUGUGCCCCCUACAGCCUCCCUCUCUCUUUUUUCAGUUCUCCUCCUCUCCCUCCUUCCUCUGUCCUGGUUCUGUUUGCGGGGCCUGUACUAGUUUGUCACAAUUAAAAUGAACAGAAGCUGACGGAGGUGGCAGCUGCCGUGCGUCCCUUCGGGGACUCUCCUCACCCCUCUCCCAGCGCAGGCACACCAGGUCUCUGGGAGUGGGGCAGAGCACCCCCGGACUCAUGUCAUGAAGAGGGGGGAUGGGAUGGGGACAUAUCUCUCCCCUCCUCUUCCUCCUCCUCUUUCUCCU